Messenger RNA from Lolium perenne, 930 nucleotides. Its product is annotated as protein LURP-one-related 8. The record is from RefSeq and is a predicted model, not a curated record. NCBI's taxonomy places the organism in Eukaryota, Viridiplantae, Streptophyta, Magnoliopsida, Poales, Poaceae.
CGCAGACUCCAUUCUCAGAACCAGGAAACCUAGCCGAAUCAGCUAACUACCCGGCAACCACCUCUGUAAACUCUCGGGCUUCUACGCAAGAAGUCUCGAUCGAUACAUGGCGAAGGUUCACCCCAACAUGGUACCCGCGCCGGGCGCCGUCGUCGUCCAGGCGGCCAGCUCCAUCGCCGAGCGAGCGGAGGAGGCGCCGACGACGCUGACGGUGUGGCGCAAGUCGCUGCUGUUCGACUGCAAGGGGUUCACGGUGUUCGACGCCAAGGGCAACCUGGCCUACCGCGUCGACAGCUACGCGUCCGAGACCGGCGACGAGGUGGUCCUCAUGGACGCGGCCGGCCGCCCCGCCUUCACCGUCCGCCGCAAGCGGUUCAGCCUGCAUGGCGAGCAGUGGCUCGUGUUCGCCGGCGAGGAGACGCGGCGGCCAGUCUACGCUGUCCGGCGGAGCGGGCGGGGGAAGACGAUGGCGCACGUCACGGCGUGCGCCGGUGGUGGGGCCUCUCCCUCGUCGCCGUCGUACGAGGUGGAGGGGUCGUACGCGCGGCGGUGCUGCGUGGUGUACGACGCCGAGAGGCGCGCGGUGGCGGAGGUGAAGCCCAAGGAAGUGGUCGGCACGGACGUAUUCCGCCUGGUGGUGCAGCCCGGCGUCGGCGUGUCUCUCGCCAUGGCUGUCGUGGUGGCGCUGGAGCAGAUGUUCGCCAGGCCGUCCCUCCUCAGGAGCUGGUCCACAUGAAUUGUUUGUUGUAUUUCGAUCUAGUCAAGCUAGGUUUUUUUGCCCCUUACACUUGGGGUUGGGUUGGGGUUACGAACGAGUUGAAAAUCGGUGGAUGGAUCGAUGUGUGGGCAUGAGAGCAGGCUCUGCUCCGUGAUGCCCCCGCCAAUUCGCAUAUAUUUGUAUAUGGCCAAUUGAAGCUCUUUUUGGAUCCA